Molecule: messenger RNA, 624 nt
Organism: Pseudomassariella vexata
Lineage: Eukaryota; Fungi; Ascomycota; Sordariomycetes; Amphisphaeriales; Pseudomassariaceae
Exons: 1
Coding region: 101-553 (150 amino acids)
Source: RefSeq, a predicted model, not a curated record
CUCUUCACAUCGACAACACACUGCGCGCAAACCAUGGAAAGAAGGCAGCCCAAUAGUCCAAACAAGCAACGUCAGCGAGUCGUCGGGUAGACACCGGGUCAUGUGUCCUCUUGCUACUCUAUGCAUCUCCCUAUCAACUCUGAGUACGCCAGCAACCGAAAUGGCUCGGCGAGCGGCUACGGGCGAGAGGCCAUCGAGAGGCAAUGACCUGGCGGCCUUGGGUGUGCAUCUCGCAGCUUACCGCUCGCUGCAAGUCUAUGCUUUUUGCCUUUCCGCCUUUUCUUCUUCGCGCUGGCGUUCUUCUCACGACAAUGCCCAUCAAGCCCCCUUGGCACACCACGGGUUAUCGAUCGUCCCCCGUGAACGGUGGGGGGCGAAGCUAGACCUCGCGCCGCCCAAUCCGCGUCUACCACGCUUCCCACCAGGCGAGGUGCUUGCCAACGCAUCAUGGCCCAAUCGCCGCCCCCAGCCCACCACCAACCCAACACGGCAUAUCCCUGAAAAUUGUCUGCCCCGACCAAUUGUCUGGGCUCCUUAUUUUCUCGUCCGCUAGAUUGGCUGCCAUUUCUCACCACCCAUCCCCCCGUUUUCCCACUCCUUCUCAACCAUUGGGUAUCUUGGUAU